UUGCCUUGGUUGAGAAAUUUUCGCUUCCUGCACGGAUAAAUUACACAUCCAGAGCCAAGUUGAGAGAAACAAAGGGGUUUCGCUCGCUUGGAGAUCAAGGACAUUGACGGGAAUGUUACCGUUUAGUACAACCAAAUUAAUAGUUAUUCUAUAGAGUAGAAGGAUUAACUUUCGAUUGCACGGACGAACAUUUUUACGCAUUCACUAGCCAAACUGUUCACGCACACCGUAGGUUUUGCAACGAAGAGGCAGAGGGAAAAGAAGACAGGCUAUUAAACUCGUUCGUUUGAAACCCUUUUAGCUAAGAUACCUCCGGGAUGUCGGAGCGAGGAGGGCUCCCGCGGACUGGAGGUGCCCCCUCCCCGCACGUGCAGCCCUCCAAACCGGUCACGAUCACCUCGAAUCGCCCAGUCCACAUGAACCUCUACGCCACCUGGGAAGUGGACCGUUCUUCGCCAAGCUGUGUGCCGAGGCUGUUCAACCUGACGCUGAAGAAGCUGAUCAUGUUGAAGGAGCUUGAUAAAGACCUCACCUCCGUGGUCAUCGCUGUCAAACUACAGGGUUCUAAGAGGAUCCUGAGGUCCAAUGAGAUAUUGUUGUCUUCAGCGGGCCUGACUGAGACAGACCUUCAGCUCACCUUCUCUUUACAGUACCCCCACUUCUUGAAGAGAGAUGCCAACAAACUCCAGAUCAUGCUCCAGCGGCGUAAACGUUAUAAGAACCGAACCAUCCUGGGCUACAAGACCCUGGCUCUGGGACUCAUCAACAUGGCUGAGGUGAUGCAACACCCCAGUGAGGGGGCCCAGGUAUUGGGGCUCCACAGCCAGUUGAAGGAUGCCUCUGUACCCGUGGCCGAGGUCAGGGUCUACUCCCUCUCCAGCCAGCCCAUUGACCACGAGGGACCCAAGGCCAAAAUGUCUGAUCGUUCUCCAGACAUUGAUAACUAUUCUGAGGAAGAGGAGGAGAGCUACUCAUCAGAACAGGAGGGCAGUGACGACCACGGCCAGUAUCUGUAUGAUGAAGAGGAUGAGGUGAGGAAGAAAAAGCCUAGACGGAAGCUCACCUCCAACGCCUCCAUCACUAGACAACCCAACAUCAAGCAGAAGUUUGUGGCCCUGCUGAAAAGAUUCAAAGUUUCUGAUGAGGUGGGUUUUGGUCUGGAGCAUGUCUCUAGAGAACAGAUCCAGGAAGUGGAGGAGGAUCUAGAUGAGCUGUAUGAUAGUCUGGAGAUGUACAACCCCUCUGACAGUGGACCAGAGAUGGAGGAGACGGAGAGUAUCCUCAGCACACCCAAACCUAAACUCAGGCCAUUCUUUGAGGGGAUGUCCCAGUCCAGCUCUCAGACAGAGAUCACCAGUCUGAACAGUAGAGGGGGGAGCCUGGGACGAGAUGCCUCCUUCAGCCAUCAGGGGGAGAAGAUAAAACAGUCUCACAGUCGUAACUUGGAGGCAGAGGCCCUCUCUGAGACAGACACACUGGAGUUGACAGAUCAGGAGAUGUUUCCAGAGGGCCCCUGCAUUAAGGUGUCGGUGGCUGAGAAACCCUGUACGCCCCUGAAGAGCAGCAAGAGUGAAGGAGCACAGCACUCCCCCAGGUUGGACAGCGGAGGCCACACACCCAAACAGAAGAGACAGAGCAGUACUCCUAUGAAGGAGAGACAGCUGUCUAAACCAAUCAGUGAAGGGGUGAGGACCAACAGCUCUGACAGCGAGAGGUCCCCCGAACUGGGACACAGGUCACAGGUCCUGAGGAAGGCGGUGUAUGAUCAGCUAAACCAGGUCCUGCUGUCUGACUCUGCUCUGCCUGAGAGUCUCAUCCUGGUCAAUGGCACCGACUGGCAGGGCCAGUACGUGGUAGAGCAGUUGCAGGUACAGAGGCACCCGGUGGUGUGUACGUGUUCAGGAGCUGAGAUCCAGGCGGUGCUCUCUGCUGUCCUCACACGCAUCCAGAAGUUUUGUAACUGUAACUCGUCCAUGCCCAGGCCGGUCAAGGUGGCAGUGGUGGGCAGUCAGAGCUACCUCAGUGCCAUCCUGCAGUUCUUUGUCACCCAGCUGGCCAGCAAGACCUCUGAUUGGCUCAAUCACCUGAGGUUCCUGGUGGUGCCCCUAGGCUGUCAUCCUGUUGCUAAGCACCUGGGUGCCCUAGACAACCGUUACAGCUCUGCAUUCUUAGAUGGGGCGUGGGGAGACGUAUUCAUCCACUCUGAACCCCCACAGAACGACCAGUUGGACGUGGCAGGUAGGAUCUCUCAGUACAUAAGUGGAGCCACCGUCACACACCAGCUGCCCAUCGCUGAGGCCAUGCUUACCUGUAAACACAGGACGCACGAUGAAGAUUCCUACCAGAAGUUUAUUCCCUUCAUUGGGGUGGUGAAGGUUGGUCUGAUUGAGCCUGGUCCAUCCUCUACUGGAGACACAGAAGAGGGCGUGGCAGUGAGCCUUGCUGUUCCCUCUACAUCCCCUCCCUCCCACGGCUCUCCCGCUGGGCUGAUCAAAGAGGCUGCCACUCCCCCCUCCUCUCCCUCCAUGGGCGGUGCUCUGGCAGUACAGGGGAGCCCCAGUAUGUCCCACGGUGUGGACACCAUCGGGCUGCAGGUGGACUACUGGCUGGCGUCGCUGGCGGAGAAGCGACGUGAGGGGGAGCGGCGUGACACGGGUGGUAAGAACACCCUGAAGAGUGCCUUCAGGUCGCUGCAGGUCAGCAGGCUACCAGGAGGGAGCAGCAGUGAGGCCCAGGCCCAGGUCAGCACCAUGGCCAUGACGGUGGUCACCAAGGAGAAGAACAAGAAGGUUCCCACCAUCUUCCUGGGUAAGAAACCGAAGGAGAAGGAAGUAGACUCUAAGAGCCAGGUCAUCGAGGCCAUCAGCAGACUCAUCUGUUCUGCCAAGCAGCAUCAUACCAUGUUGAAAGUAUCCAUAGACGGAGUGGAGUGGAACGACGUCAAGUUCUUCCAACUGGCCGCCCAGUGGCCCACGCACGUCAAGUACUUCCCUGUUGGACUGUUUGGUUACAGCAAACCCCACUCCUAGGGUCCACCCUUUACCCCUCCCCCUCACCCCCCUUGCCUCACCCAGUCCCUUCCCACCUACGCACACAGACCCCGCCUCUCAGAAUGCCAUGGCACUUGUAUUGGUCAAUCACGAUGGAGGGUUGAGGGGCUGGCCGUUUUUGCUAUAUUUGUCUUAUUUCUCUAU
Messenger RNA from Coregonus clupeaformis (lake whitefish), 3194 nucleotides. Its product is annotated as phosphofurin acidic cluster sorting protein 1-like. Lineage: Eukaryota; Metazoa; Chordata; Actinopteri; Salmoniformes; Salmonidae. Gene Ontology annotation, molecular function: transmembrane transporter binding. The transcript has 24 exons. Gene Ontology annotation, biological process: protein localization to plasma membrane. The record is from RefSeq and is a predicted model, not a curated record. Bases 318 to 3029 code for a protein of 903 amino acids.